Molecule: messenger RNA, 3360 nt
Organism: Neomonachus schauinslandi (Hawaiian monk seal)
Lineage: Eukaryota; Metazoa; Chordata; Mammalia; Carnivora; Phocidae
Gene: FCHSD1
Product: FCH and double SH3 domains 1
Exons: 20
Coding region: 18-2090 (690 amino acids)
Biological process (GO): neuromuscular synaptic transmission; regulation of actin filament polymerization
Cellular component (GO): recycling endosome; neuromuscular junction
Molecular function (GO): protein binding
Source: RefSeq, a predicted model, not a curated record
CCCUGGCCGGAGUGGAGAUGCAGCCGCCGCCCCGAAAAGUGAAGCCGGCCCAGGAGGUCAAGCUUCGCUUCCUGGAGCAGCUGAGCAUCCUUCAGACCCGGCAGCAGAGGGAGGCCGAUCUGCUGGAGGACAUCAGGUCCUACAGCAAGCAGAGGGCAGCCAUUGAACGGGAAUAUGGACAGGCACUCCAGAAACUGGCUGGGCCAUUCCUGAAGAGGGAAGGUCACCGGAGUGGGGAGAUGGACAGCAGGAUGGUGUUUGGUGCCUGGCGCUGCCUGCUGGAUGCCACCGUGGCUGGGGGCCAAGCCCGGCUUCAGGCGUCUGACCGAUACCGUGACCUGGCAGGGGGCACAGGGCGGAGUGCCAAGGAGCAGGUGCUCAGGAAGGGAGCAGAGAACCUCCAGAGGGCGCAAGCUGAGGUGCUGCAGUCUAUCCGGGAGCUGAGCCGAAGUCGGAAGCUAUAUGGCCAGCGAGAACGUGUGUGGGCCUUGGCACAGGAGAAGGCGGCUGAUGUCCAGUCUAGAUUGAACCGAAGUGAUCACGGGCUCUUCCACACUCGGACCAGUCUCCAGAAACUCAGCACCAAGCUGUCUGCCCAGUCAGCCCAGUACUCCCAGCAGCUGAGAGUAGCCCGCAAUGAGUACCUGCUCAACUUGGUGGCCACCAAUGCCCACCUUGACCACUACUACCAGGAGGAAUUGCCAGCCCUGCUCAAGGCCCUGGUCAGUGAGCUGUUGGAACACUUGAGGGACCCCCUGACCUUCCUAAGCCGCACUGAGCUGGAAGCUGCAGAGAUGGCCCUGGAGCAUGCCCGCCGUGGAGGGCAGGCAACCUCCCAGGUAAGCUGGGAGCAGGAUCUGAAGCUCUUUCUUCAGGAGCCUGGAGUAUUUUCCCCUACACCGCCUCAGGAGUUUCAGCCUGCAGGGACUGAUCAGGUGUGUGCCCUGGAGCUGGAGGAGGACACAGGAGGCAUGGCAGGGGACCAUAGCCUGGAGAAGGAGGUUCAGCGCUGGACGAGCCGAGCUGCCCGAGACUACAAGAUCCAGAACCAUGGGCAUCGGGUGCUGCAGCGGCUGGAGCAGAGGCGACAGCAGGCUCCAGAGCGGGAGGCUCCAGGUAUAGAUCAGCGGCUGCAGGAAGUGAGGGAGAGCAUCCGGCGGGCACAGGUGAGCCAGGUGAAGGGGGCUGCCCGGCUGGCCCUGCUACGAGGAGCUGGCCUCGAUGUGCAGCGCUGGCUAAAGCCAGCCAUGACCCAGGCCCAGGAUGAGGUGGAGCAGGAGCGACGGCUCAGUGAGGCCCGGCUGUCCCAGAGGGACCUCUCUCCCACGGCUGAGGAUGCUGAGCUCUCUGACUUUGAGGAAUGUGAGGAGACAGGGGAGCUCUUUGAGGAGCCUGCCCCGGCAGCCUUGACCACUAGGCCCCUCCCCUGCCCUGCACAUGUGGUGUUCAGCUAUCAGGCAGGGCAUGAGGAUGAGCUGACCAUCACAGAGGGCGAGUGGCUGGAGGUCAUAGAAGAGGGAGAUGCUGAUGAAUGGGUCAAGGCUCGAAACGAGCACGGCGAGGCAGGCUUUGUCCCUGAGCGGUAUCUCAACUUCCCGGACCUCUCCUUCCCUGAGAGUGGCCACGACAGCGACAAUCCCUCAGGGGCAGAGCCCACAGCCUUCCUGGCCCGUGCCCUAUAUAGCUACACAGGACAGAGUGCAGAGGAGCUGAGCUUCCCCGAGGGGGCGCUUAUCCGCCUGCUGCCCCGGGCCCAGGAUGGAGUGGAUGAUGGCUUCUGGAGGGGAGAAUUCGGGGGCCAUGUGGGGGUUUUCCCCUCCCUGCUAGUGGAGGAGCUGCUUGGCCCCCCAGCACUGCCUGAACUCUCAGACCCGGAACAGAUGCUGCCAUCUCCUUCUCCUCCUAGCUUCUCACCUCCUGUGCCCACCUCUGCCUUGGAUGGAGCCCCUGCACCUGUGCUGCCUGUGGACCAAGACCUGGACUGCCCUGGACCCCUGGACAUGAUGGUACCUCGACUCAGGCCGAUGCGUCCACCGCCUCCCCCACCAGCUAAAGCCCCGGAUCCUGGCCACCCAGAUUCUCUCACCUGAAGCCAGGGGGAUUGCUGUCCCCCCAGUGAUGCUGCUGUUCCUAUUCCUAUGAUGUCAGAGACCAACCCCUCAAUGAUCUGGAGUGACACAGCCAAAAGCUGCAGUCUCCCCCAUUUCCACUCUCACCUCCGGGGGUAGAAACUUUCCGUCUCCCCAUUUCUGGGGCUGGAACUCACUCCUUUUCCCCCAUCAUACUUCUGCUAUCUCUUGGGCUGGAACUACCCCUCUUUCUUCUGCCACCACCCCAUCUGUAGGGUGGUGAAAUAUUCUGAAAUCUCUGGGGCUGGAACCCAUCUUCCAAAGUCUUGAGUGGCUCCAGCCCAUCUGUGUCUCCACCCUGGCUCUGUGACCCACCCCACCGGGUCUGUGACCCAUGGCCACUGGGGUUGGGGGCUGGGACAGGAGCAGGCCUGUCAAAAGGAGCUGGAGCCAGUAUGCAAAACAGCUGUAAUGGUCUGAGCGGAUUUAUUGACAGUGAAUAAAGGGCACUAAGCCCAAGCCAGGGCCUGGGCCUCUUGUGCCAAGAGGGCAGGGGGCCUAAGGUGCUAUUGCUUUAAGGGCCCACCGAGGGCAGGGGCCUGCUCCCAGCUGCCACGCUCUAGCAAAUGGAGCGAGGUGAUGGGGAAGGGGUCAGGCGGCCUGUUGGCAGGCAGGGGAAGUGAAAGAGACUGAGGGAUGGGGGUGGGGAGACUUCUCCUGAGGUCCCCCAGCCUGAAACCAUGCAACUCCAGAUGGACGUAGAGCUGGUUCCUCAGCUGGGGGGCAGUGCUGUCCAGUGGAAAGGAGCUCCUUUAUGCCCACCCACCCCCUGGCCCUGCCAGCUCGUAGUCCCAUCAGCACAAUGAAGAAGGAGCCUUGGAGGAGAGGAAGGGUAACAGUGUUGCUUCCUAUUCAGGAUGUGUCUCAGCUUUUCCCCCGGGGGCUGCAGGACCUUCCCUGUCUCCUGGAGCACAUGCCCACUCCCCACCGCUAAACCAAAGACUUUGUAGCAAAGGCCAUCCCUGGGAGUACAGCGAGCUAAUGGGCUUAGGUGGUGUACGUAGGGGGUGGGAGUGUAGGGGGUGGGAGAAUGAGAUUAUCUGAUUUGGGGCCCAAGCAGACUCACCUCACACACCCCCUGCUCCCCGUGGUGGGGACACCUGUGAGAGAGAAGUGGUCAACAAUGGGAGAACAGGAUGUGGGUCAUAAAAGUGCCAUCUCCCCCGCACCCAGGGUAGGAGGCAAUAAGAGCUGAGCCCACCGUAGCCCUGCCCAUGCCUUCAUACCUGGU